Molecule: messenger RNA, 1789 nt
Organism: Meriones unguiculatus (Mongolian gerbil)
Lineage: Eukaryota; Metazoa; Chordata; Mammalia; Rodentia; Muridae
Gene: Chrdl2
Product: chordin like 2
Exons: 11
Coding region: 424-1713 (429 amino acids)
Molecular function (GO): protein binding
Source: RefSeq, a predicted model, not a curated record
CGGCGUCUGGCGCCCGAGGCGUGCACAGCGGCCACGCUCAGCCUCCCCCGCGCCGCCGCCGAGGGUCCCGCCGCCCCGCCGGCCCCGAGCCGCCGCCAGCCAGCCUCGCCCGGACCCCGCGCCCGGGAGAGCCGCACGCGUCCCAGAGACCCCGCUCCUCCAGCUAGCACCUUCUCGCCGUCCGCCCUCGUUUUCCCCUCCUUCAUUUAUUUCCCCAUCAGUCCAUCUCUCUCCCCAUUCUUCUGGUCCCUUCCCUACGGACCUCUCAAUCCCACCUUCGAGAUCUCCUUCUGUCUUUGGCUCCUCUUCAUCUCCAACUCCUCAGACAGCGGUCCUACUUGGUCCUGGGGACUUCCUCGCGUCCCUCUCGCCUCGCUUUUACCCGGGCUCACCCCGGGUUGUCUGACGUUUGUGGAAGGAAGGAUGGUUCCCGGGGUGAGGAUCCUCUCCUCUUUGCUGGGACUCGUGAUGUUCUGGUUCCCCUUGGACUCUCAAGCCCGAGCUCGCCCAGGCAAAGUCUGCCUUUUCGGUGAGAAGAUCUACACCCCCGGCCAGAGCUGGCACCCCUACUUGGAACCACAGGGCACGAUCUACUGUGUGCGCUGCACCUGCUCCGAGAACGGCCACGUGAACUGUUACCGCCUGCGAUGCCCCCCGCUCCACUGCGCACAGCCCGUAAUGGAGCCACAGCAGUGCUGUCCCAGGUGUGUGGAUCCCCAUGUCCCCUCUGGGCUCCGAGCUCCCCUAAAGUCCUGCCUGCUCAAUGAGACCACGUACCAACACGGAGAGAUCUUCAGCGCCCAGGAGUUGGUCCCCGCCCGCCAGCCCAACCAGUGUGUCCUCUGUAGCUGUAUUGAGGGCCAUACUUACUGUGGUCUCAUGACCUGCCCUGAACCCAGCUGCCCCACCCCACUCCCUCUGCCUGAUUCCUGCUGUCAGACCUGCAAAGACAGGACAAGUGAGAGGUCCACGGAAGAGGACAUGGCACAGUUGCAGCAUGGAGAGAGACAUUCCCAGGAUCCAUGCUCGGAGGACAGGAAGAGGAGAGGCCCCGGCACCCCAGCCCCUACCAGUGUCAGCUCCCCGCUGAGCUUCCUCACCCGAUACUUCCGACCAAUGGGAACAGGCAGCACUACUAUCAAGAUUAUCCUGAAGGAGAAACAUAAAAAAGCUUGCACCCACAAUGGGAAGACAUACUCCCACGGGCAGGUGUGGAACCCCACAGUGCUCUCCUUCGGGCCCAUGCCCUGCAUCCUGUGCACGUGUGUGGAUGGCCACCAGGACUGCCAUCGGGUGACCUGCCCCACCCAGUAUCCCUGCAGUCAACCCAAGAAGGUGGCCGGGAAGUGCUGCAAGAUCUGCCCAGAGGAUGAAGCAGACGCUGACCACAGCGAGGUCAUUUCCACCAGGUGUCCCAAGGUGCCUGGCCAGGUCUCUGUGUACACGUUGGUGCCUCCAAGCCCAGACAGCCUGCACCGCUUUGUCCUGGAGCACGAAGCAUCGGACCAGGUAGAGAUCUACAUCUGGAAGCUGGUGAAAGGAAUCUUCCAUUUGGUUCAGAUCAAGAGAGUCAGGAAGCAAGAUUUCCAGAAAGAGGCCCAGAACUUCCGGCUGCUCACCGGCACCCAUGAAGGUUACUGGACUGUCUUUCUAUCCCAGACUCCAGAGCUGAAAGUCACAGCCAGCCCAGACAAAGUAACCAAGACAUUAUAACAAGGACCUAAACUGUUACAGAUAUGAGCUUUACUGUGUUUGUUAUUAUGUAGUAAUAAAGAAGUUGCAUUUACCC